AUGGCGGCACGGUCUUGGCCGCUUAUUCCUCUCGUGAUUGAGCGCGUGCAGAAUCUGCAGCGUGGCCCGUACAAAAUUGACCAGGCUUUGAGAACCGCAGCUGAGUCCAAUGAGAACUCCACAGAAAAGAUCAUUCUUGAGACGAGCGAAUCGGCCUGGCGUGCAUACUACACGGCGACGAAAGGGUUAAAGUCAGAUCAUGGCUUUAGUGGCAAGGCCAAAAUGAAAGAGUUAGUUGAUGACCUCAGCCGCCAGCCUAUCGACGAACAGCGUGAUUUUGCAAAGCAGCUUGCCUUGCACAUAACAGAGGGUGGAGGAAACAUCGACUCGCAUGGUGCUAAACGUCGUCGAAUCACAACCGAAGAUCAGACAGCACCUUUUGUAUCAUCGGCGAUGAUACUAGACAACUCGGACGCGCGCCCUGUCGAUCCCGAGCACUCUUUGUCGGAGCCAGUACCUGGUCAUGGAGCCUCGCCAAGGGACGUGUACGUUGGUGCUCCUCUCAAACCAGCCGAGAAAUUAUUUCAUGAGCAUUUCUGGGACUCGAUUCGAAGAAUACCGAAUCCCGAGCAGCCUGGUGCGUGGCUGGCCGACAUUUCCAUGGUAUUUCAACAAGGUCAUAUUCGAGAACAUUUUGGCUGCCAAAUGGAGAUCGGAAUUGCGGAGGAAAAGGUGGCAGGUCUUGCUUUCGAGUACUUUGGUGUCAAAGUAGAGACUAAGGAUGGCGUCAGAUCAGUGCGUGUCAAUGGCGGUGGCAAGAUAGAACCGGAUCCAUCAAUCAAACUGCGGGCUUGUGGUCGGGAUUUGUCUGGCAUAUUCAGGAAUGACCUGCACGAAGGCGCAUGUACAUCUCCUAUAUACCAGCGAGAGAAUGAGGAACUGCGAAAUCGCACUGAUGGCGUGUCGAUGACAAUCCCGGCCAAGGCGAAGGAUGCUGGCAGAAUUACUGUAUUCUUGGGAGAAUGGAGAGCAUCAAAGAUCAAGACAGAAUUCUAUGGCUAA
This is a messenger RNA of Colletotrichum scovillei, 1002 nucleotides long. RefSeq lists its product as uncharacterized. The coding region runs from base 1 to 1002 and encodes 333 amino acids. The record is from RefSeq and is a predicted model, not a curated record. The transcript is spliced from 2 exons. Lineage: Eukaryota; Fungi; Ascomycota; Sordariomycetes; Glomerellales; Glomerellaceae.